AUGAAUUUACAAAGGAAUAAAACAGAAAAAAUUGUUUGGGGAUGCAUUUAUUUCCUUUUAAUUUGUUGUGCGAUUUUCUUUAUCGUCAAGCUUAUUGGAACACAUAAUAAGCAUCCAACAAUUGUCGUCACGUCAAAUAAUGCUCAUCACAUUUCUGAUAUCAUUUUUCCUGCGUUCACUUUCUGUUCAAGGUUUAAGGAACCAACAGAAAUAAUUAAGUUAUUGAGCAGUGAUGAAAACAUAACUGAGCAUCAAAGAAAGAAGUUAAUCGAAUGGAAGAUUUUAUCUGAUUUUUAUACAUUUAAGGAACAAGAUAAAGAAAAUAUUUCCUACCAAUUUUCUGAAGAACUUUAUGAGGAUUUUUAUAGAUUGAUCAAUUUUGUAUCAAUUGAAGGAUGUUGGUUAAAUCAUUUUAAUUUUUUCUUCGCCAAUUCAUUCACCAAGUAUGGAUUAUGCUUCACAUUUAAUUUAGUUCAUGCAAAGUGUUAUGAUCGUGAGAGGAAUGAAAGAGAUGAUGUCGUUGGUUCUAAGGUCAAAUGA
Molecule: messenger RNA, 540 nt
Organism: Clunio marinus
Lineage: Eukaryota; Metazoa; Arthropoda; Insecta; Diptera; Chironomidae
Source: the annotation of a GenBank genome assembly